Messenger RNA from Cylindrotheca closterium, 1695 nucleotides. The record is from the annotation of a GenBank genome assembly. NCBI's taxonomy places the organism in Eukaryota, Bacillariophyta, Bacillariophyceae, Bacillariales, Bacillariaceae.
AUGGCAAAAGAUAAAAGCAGUCCUCACCAAGAUGCCAAGAGGACAAGGAAACGAAAUGCCGAAGAUGCCUUACUAGAUGAUUCCACUCCCAGUAAAACUGAUGUUUCCGAUCAAGGUGACUCAGAUGGCGCUGGGAGAAAUGCCAAUUACAAUGCUAAAACAAAUGAGAAUGGAAAUACCAACGGUCAUAUUUAUAAUGGUAAUACUGGGGUAAGCAACGGUGAAUCUAAACCAAUGUCACGAACUAAAGAUACAAAAAUAUCAGAUAUUACUAGUUCGCAGGGUGGUAGUAGCAAUAACAAGCCAUCAGCUGAUAGGAAUAAUGAAGAACAGUCCGAUUCGAAUGGCGAGGAACCAACGACGACACAAGGCUUCGUAGAUCAAGGGUCGCCAUUACCUCGGAAACGGCGAAAGAAACCAUCUCAAAAAUUACUUCUGCAAAAGGAAGUCGAUCAGACAUUGGACGAAAUUGAGAGUGGCGAAAAUCACAGCAAUCAAAAUAAUAAUAACCGCCGCCCCCCAAAACGCAAGGCUUCAGUCGACAAUGGUGGUACUCGGUUCAAAAAGGCUCGACUCAAAAAGUUUGAUCCAGUGGAAGAGAAGGCCGUUCUCGAACGAGCGUUACAAAAGGGCCUUCCAGAAGGGUGGAAAGUUGCAUACCACAAAGACUGGAAGCGAAAAGUAUGGAUUAGUCCAGAUGAUUCGCGAAUCUGCGAUACCAUCCCAAGAGCAAUUUCAAUUGCACAAAAGAUGAUAUUGGAAGCAGAACCCGAGGAUGCUGAGCGUGAAGCUAUCGAUUACGACGGCAAUGAUGAAGAGGAUGGAAGCGACGAGGGAGAGUCAGGUACCAGAGUCCCUGGUUCUUUUGUAACGCUGAAGAAAGGCCCUAGUCCUUCUGGGACUGACCCUGCAUCAGUUCUAAUUGCAACAUCAGAAGAAUUGCAUGAAAUGAGCGUAGAGCAAGAACGGGCAGCUCUGAAGCGAGGGCGAGAGAAGGGAUUGAAGAAAGAUGGUUGGAGGUGCGUUUGGAACUCUAGAUUCAGGAGAAAGAACUGGGUCAGCCCUCAAGGAAAAAUCUUUGGCAACCUUUCUCGUGCUGUCGAGAAGCAGGACCAUUGGAUGAUCAAGGAGGAGAAGCGAAAGCUAAAACAAAACCGAAAGAUGCAAGAAAUGGAGCGGGAGUGGCAGAAACAAUUCAAGCGCCUCAAAAAAUACAAAAGAAGGCAUGGGGGUACCGUCGUUCCUGAUAACUCCGAAAACUACUCAGAACUGCGGUCUUGGUCUCGCCGACAGCGCCGAGAGUACUUGCGAGCUCAAAAGGGCGAGAGAACCAGGAUUACAACCGAGCAGAUUGCAGCACUCAAUCAGAUUGGGUUUCAGUGGGAGGUCGAGAAGGUACCGAAGGUAUCAAAGAAAGGAUCAAAGAAGAAGGACGCUGUCGCUGUCAUUGCCCCUGCAGAGAAAGCGUCAUCUUGUCCGCCACUACUAGAUGGCAGUAUUUUUGACAAUGCUCCCGAGGAAAUGUUUACGCGUCGGCAUGUCUUGUUCUCGGAUAUGCAACCACCCCCGAUGUCCCCUGCGCGAGUCCCCAUUCAAUUUGUCAAUCCAGUCAAGAAAUUACCGAACGGUAAUCUAGGGACGGAGUCGUACUGCCGUGAAGUGCAGCAGCACUUGAAGACUUGGUACGGGAUCUGA